Messenger RNA from Rotaria sordida, 894 nucleotides. NCBI's taxonomy places the organism in Eukaryota, Metazoa, Rotifera, Eurotatoria, Philodinida, Philodinidae. The record is from the annotation of a GenBank genome assembly.
AUGUUACUUCAUCAAUAUUCAAAAGGAGAUUUACAAACAUUAUAUACUAAACAAAAAUAUAUUUCAUAUGUAUCAACAUAUGAAACGGUAAUUUUACUUUUAUUUAAUAAACGUUCAAGUUGGACUGUUGAGCAAAUACAAGAUGAAACACAAAUCGACAUUCGUUUAUUCUUACAAGUUCUUUGUAAUUUAUUGAAAAGUAAAUUGAUUACAUGUUCAGAUAUUAAUGAUAAUAAACUUGAAGAAAAUUUAAAUGAAAAUGAUAUUAAAAUGAAUUAUAAUAUUCAUAUAGCAAAUGAUUUUAACAGGUCAAAUUAUUAUGAUGAUGCUGUUGGCGGUAAUGGUGCUGCUGUUGGCGAUGAUGGUCCUGCUGUUGAUGGUGCUUUAUUUCCAGAUCCAAUUGGUGACAUUUUCACGGAUGAUUCAUCAGGAUCGUCAGCAUCAUCAUUUAUAACACUGUUUUUAUCAUCAUCAUCAUCAUCACCAUCAGCAAGAGGAACGUUUUCAGGACGAUACAUUCUUUUGUCAGUUGCAAUCAGUGUUUGUAUUAUUGGUAUAUAUGUUUCAUAUGUCGAAAAUAAUGGACGUGCUGAAAUUAGUAAAACAAAAGAUCAACAAGCUGAAGAAUUUAAAAAACCAAUGGAAGGAAAAUUACAAAAACUUGAAUCAGCGAAAGAAAAUCUGAAACAUGUAUUACAGGCUAAUGUUGAAAAAACUAAAGCACCAAUUGAAAAAGAUUUAGCUAAUGUUCAACAAAAUUUAGCUAAACUUGAAGAAGAUCGACAAGUAUUACAAGAAAAAAUUGUUCAGGAAUUAAAUACAGCUGAACUAGAACAAUUAGAUCGUUUAAUAGAAAUAUUAGAUCAACUAAAGAAAUCAUUAAAUGAAUAUUAA